AUGAGAAUCAACUCAGACACCAAAGUGGGAUGUGCCUGCAAUGGCUGCAGAGCUCGGAGAAACAAUGAUGCGAUGUCUGUGGCUCGGACCAUCCAUGGUACCUUCCCAGCCAGUUCCAGCUUUGGCUGUGGCAGUGGCAGCCCAGGUGCCAACAGCAGCAGCAGCAGCAGCAGAAGCAGCAACAGCGAUAGCGACUCUGAGCACGUCGCCAAUUCUUACGCGACUCGACUUCGUCCGCGCCCUCGCCAGCCCACGAUUCUUAUUACCCCCACGAAGACUCCGAGAAAAGGCGCUGCCAAAACCCCGCGCACGCCAGGAAACUCCGCGCACAACAACGACAACUUGACGGACACUCCCAGCGGUGCUUAG
This is a messenger RNA of Colletotrichum abscissum, 369 nucleotides long. RefSeq lists its product as uncharacterized. The record is from RefSeq and is a predicted model, not a curated record. The coding region runs from base 1 to 369 and encodes 122 amino acids. Lineage: Eukaryota; Fungi; Ascomycota; Sordariomycetes; Glomerellales; Glomerellaceae. The transcript has a single exon.